AUGGGCCGGAUUGGUGGACCGGCACCAGAUAGCUAUAAAAUGGAACGCGAAGGGACCAACAGCGUCGGAAUCGUGCGUCAUAGUGCAGCGGUAACACUGUGUGCAUGUCGCAAAAGGAAUGUGGCUCAACAUCGCCUAGAUGCCCCUUUGUACUACUACGGAACUGCAGAGGAAGUAAACUCUGGAUCCCGUGAAAAGCGUCUGAGAAGGAGGUUGCGUGGCCAGCUGCAAAAAGACCGGGAAAAUGAAGGACAGCAAGAGCGAAGGAGUUUGAAAAGACCCCUCAACACCGCCAAUAGAGUGGCUGUCGGUGAAGCAACCCUUCCAAUUUGGAGGCAUCACUUCAAGACCUUGCUGAACAGACAAGCGCCGUCAGACCCUGAACUCGAGCACGUUGAUAUACCGACAGAUGCGAUUAACGAGGAACCAUAG
Molecule: messenger RNA, 432 nt
Organism: Necator americanus (New World hookworm)
Lineage: Eukaryota; Metazoa; Nematoda; Chromadorea; Rhabditida; Ancylostomatidae
Exons: 4
Coding region: 1-432 (143 amino acids)
Source: RefSeq, a predicted model, not a curated record